AAUUCGAGACCCGAGUCAACUUAGCGCUGCCGCUUGCAGUUGUACGGAACGCGCUUCGGCGUCGGACGCAAAUUGAAGUAUUUAGCCGAGCUUGCUUAACAAAUGUUACUUCCAAGCGUUUCCUAAAUUAAAAAUGUUCACAAUUAGUUAAAAUUAACUUAAAAACAAUAUCAAAGUGGACGUUGUGUCAUAAAGUGCUCAAAAUGUGGUUGUGUCGAGAUGUUUUGGUCGUUUUUCUCCUGCUAUCCGGAAUCAAGCUUGCCAUGGGACUGGAUGAUUCACAACAUGGAAGUCAUCGUAUCAGAGCUCAUAAGCCAAGCAGACGACACAGAGCCGCAAUCGAUGGCGUUCUCCGCUUCGAACCAGAACCGUAUAACAAGAAGCUCGAACUGAACAGCUCCGGCAAGAUACAUUGUAAAGUGGCCGGUGGCGCCUCGCCGACAGUAAUGUGGUUUCUUAACGACGCAGACCCCCUUCCAGAAGGCGUGACAUCAGCAAACGGAACUCUAAUGGUCUCAGAGGCCAAGAGAAGUCACUCCGGUAACUACACUUGUCGAGCUUCAGACGGAGACCAGAAUAUCACUGCUAGGAUAACUUUGGAUGUAGUGGUGUCACCAAGAGUUAUAGAGCCGAUAGCGGGACAACAGAUGCACGUGACAGUCAAACAGACGGUCUCCCUCAACUGUCUCGCAACCGGCGACCCGCCACCCACCACCCACUGGGACCGAAACCUUACCAUAUUGCAUCAACAACAAGAUGGAGUUGAUAUCGAGGGCGGCGUGAACGCUUCUAACUCGAGACUGGUUCUCCUGAACAAUGGGACGUUACUCAUCCGUAACGCCAUGGAGGAGGACUCUGACAGAUAUGGUUGCACGGCUGGCAGCGCGGCCGGACUAGCGAGGAAUGAGCUCGAGUUGAUAGUGCACCCUGAAGGCGAGCUCCCCCCACCAGAGUCUACAGGCGUUGCGGGGAAGGCGGUUCUCGUGUCCAUAUCCGUCGCAGGCGCAUACAUGAUAUUGGUAUUAGCCCUCAUGCUGUAUUGUAGGCGAAGACGGUUACAGCGGCGUCAGAGAGGUGAAAAGAUGGAACUAGAAAUGGCAGAAGGAAGAGAGAAAUUAGUGGAAGAGGGAGAAGAAGACAAACAGAAGGUGACCGUAAACGGUGCGCCUACGCAGAACGGGAGGCUGUUGCCGCACGAUAGAGACAGUGGUGCCGACAAUUCAGAGGUAUCGGGAAUAUCGCGAGUGUCGAAGAAGUCUGGGCAAUACGACCAGCUCACAGUACCGAGGACAUUGCUCACGGAACAGAUUACUUUGGGUCGAGGCGAGUUUGGAGACGUGAUGCUGGGCAAAAUAGAUAUGAGUCAAGUUAAGAAGUUACGUAACAAGGACGAAGAAGGCGAACCUCAACUGAAACCAGUGCUCAUAAAAGUACUCACUACAAAGGACGAGGUACAGCUAGCCGAAUUCCGGCGUCAGCUGGAACUGUUCAGCCGCAUCCGUCACGAGCACCUCGCGCGUCUCAUCGGACUCUGCAACGAGGCCGACCCGCACUGCAUGCUGCUGGAGCACACGGACUGGGGCGACCUGAGGAGCUUCCUGAUCGCGACGCGCACGCCGGAGGAGAACGAGGAGUACGUGUCGCGCGUGGGGCCGGCGCACGGGCUGCCGCCGCGGGAGCGCGCCGUGCCGCCGCUCGCGCCCGCGCACCGCCUCGCGCUCGCCGCGCACCUCGCCGCCGCCGCCGCGCGCCUCGCGCACAAGCGCCUCACGCACAGAGACAUAGCGGCGCGCAACUGCGUGAUAACGUCGAAGCUGCAGCUGAAGCUGUCGUUCCCGGCGCUCACCCGCGGACCCAACUCGCACGAGUACUUCAAGUUACACGAUCAGGUGAUACCACUCCGCUGGCUACCGUUCGAAGCGGUGAUGGAAGGCGAGUACUCCACUAAGUCGGACGUGUACAUGUUCGCAGCUACCGUUUGGGAGAUAUACACUAAAGCUGAAAUGCCGUUUGCGAAGCUGAACGACAACUCCGUGCUGGAGAGGUUGAAGGCCGACACGCUCGAGUGGAACAUUCCGGAGGCGACGCCCGAGCGACUCGCUGCCUUGCUCAAACGUUCGUGGAACAAAUCGCCAACCGAUCGUCCGCAGUUCACCGAUAUUUGUGAGGAAAUGAACACAAUAAUCCAGGAGAUGACGUCAGAGAACGCCUCGCAGCAUUCGCAGGAUAAAAUCGAGCAAGAUGUAUAAGUAUUAAUGUAUCAACCUUGUGACGGUACACAGCGCUGCGUCGAUAAAUGCGGCUCUUUUUGGUUGACAAUGUUUUUUUUAUAGGAAUUUUUGCAAUUAUUGCCAACUUUCUAAGGAAUUUCGUACAGUUGUAAACACAGAAAUUGUUAAGUAUUUCAGUGGAAGUGCACCUUAAGAGAUAUGUUGCCUUAAGGUGAGCAGUUAAAUAAAUAUUCGUACAUGAUUAAAUUUAAAAAUUAACUUAUAACUAUAAUAUUUAUUAAAACUUUUAUCAAUUUAUUUUAAAUUGAUUUUGUAAAUAUCAAAUUCGUAAAUGUAACGCUAGCCAGCGAUUUGUCCCUUUAUGGAAAUCUUAAUUAUGUCUAAAUAUAGGGAAGAAAUGAUUAGUUUAAUUAAGGCCUAUAAUUAGAAAUUAAAACGAAAGUGAAAUCAAAAUGACGCCAUCUUGUAAAUCUUCAACAUAGGUUAGCGAGGAAUAUUACUGAAAAAAAAAAAUUACCACCUACGUACUUUUUUUAUUUAAAUGUAUACUAGGCCACAUUUUUUUGCCUUACAACUGACGAGCAAGUAAACCGCGGGCGACAACUAGUAUAGUAUAUAGAACACGCGACAUUUGUUCUUUGUCUCUAUUCGGAUAAUCGAGAGCUACUGAUAUUGGUCCGAUUAGCUAACAGGUCAGAUGGCCUAGUGUUUCAGGCCACAGAAUUAAAUCUCAAAAAAAAUGACGUCACGAGUCAUCAGGUUGGAACGAAGUUUCUUUUCCUAUGUAAUAUGUAUUAAUUAAAAACACACAAUAAAAUAAAUUAACAACGUGAGAAUAAUUUAAAGACGAUCACACAAUUUUUAUUAAAUAUCCCCGUUUAAAGUUUACUUUGGUAGAAACCCGUAUACAAAAGAAAGAGACAAAAAUAUAGAGAGAGAGAGAGAGGUGCAUAACGCUUCCUAACGAGACGUUUUCUCCCAGCUCACU
Molecule: messenger RNA, 3219 nt
Organism: Vanessa atalanta (red admiral)
Lineage: Eukaryota; Metazoa; Arthropoda; Insecta; Lepidoptera; Nymphalidae
Product: tyrosine-protein kinase-like otk
Exons: 18
Coding region: 204-2249 (681 amino acids)
Biological process (GO): multicellular organism development; positive regulation of kinase activity; protein phosphorylation
Cellular component (GO): signaling receptor complex
Molecular function (GO): ATP binding; transmembrane receptor protein tyrosine kinase activity
Source: RefSeq, a predicted model, not a curated record